UGCUCCCCGGUGGGAAGUUUGUUUUCCCUUCCUUGCUUCAUUGACGCGGCCGCCCUGUCGCUCCUCCUCUCCCCUCUCCUUUACGACACCCAACCACCGCACUGCGUGGAACUAGGGAAGAGAGCGUGUGAUUGGUAUAGCCGGAAAGCGCAGCUGUGAGCCAGCUUCACUGCUCACCGGAACCGGAUCGAAUCUUAGAGCGUCUAGGCGGGGCUGCUUCUCUGGUCUACUCCUCUCUUCCUCUCUGUACUUUCGAACUAUUUUACGCCCAAGAGACGAGAGAGCGGCCGAGCGGAAUAAAUCUACCCUAACUCCAUUCCAACAAUAACAUAGAGGGUUUUUUUUGGCUGUGGGAUUGUCCCCAUCUACAUAUAAUAGGAAUGGAGACUACACAACAAAUGUUAUCCCUUGGAAGGUCUUGAUCAGGCAAGCAAGAAUUAUUAUCAGUGUUCAAAGAUGUAUUUCAGCCAGCCUAAAACACUCACAGAGGGUGCAGAGCUGGUCCUGUGAAGGAUGUGGCCUGGGAGAAUUGGUGCGGCUGGAUAGGAGAGACUCAGAAUCUUGAAAGAACAAUUGCAAGUGCCACAGGACUCUUUGCAAAAGUGAAGUGAUUUUUGUCACCAUGUUUACAUUAUCAGCAGGGGAAGGACUUUCUGCUGUGCCAGCUUUGCGUUUGCCUGAAGGAAAAGCUGAACUUGCCACGGUGGAAGAACAUCAACAUCUGCAUUGUGUCAACUGUGUUAGUCGGCGUUGUAUGACCAGACCAGAGGUUGGCAUUUCCUGUGACUUGAUUGGUUGCCCUUUGGUUUGUGGAGCAGUAUUUCAUUCAUGCAAAGCUGCAGAGCAUCGUCUUUUAUGUCCACUUGAAAGAGUGCCUUGUCUCAACAGUGGCUUUGGCUGUCCAUUUACUGUAGCCAGAAACAAAAUUGCUGAACAUCUACAAAUUUGCCCUGCAAGUGUGGUAUGCUGCACUAUGGAAUGGAAUAGAUGGCCUGUCAGUUACGCCGACAGAAAAUCUUAUGAAAAUCUUAGUAAAGAUGUUGAUGAAGUUGAACAGUUAGACAUGGCUCUUGCCCUUCAAGAUCAGCGAAUGCUCCUGGAAUCUCUCAAAGUAGCAACUAUGACAUCAAAAACAGCUGAUCAGGUGUCAAAAUCCAGAGAACAGACUUCUGUUGCAAGUGCCCCAGACGCUGCACUUUCAAAUGGCUUGAUGCCUGUAGAUGAAGAGUCAUAUGGUGCCCUUUAUCAAGCUACUUUGGAAACAACAAAAAGUUUAGCUACAGCUCUAGAUAUCCUGAACACUGCUACUAGAGACAUAGGUAUGUUAAGUUCGAAGCUUGGCAUUUCACCAUGUGAAACAAGUGAAGAUUUUCAGGCAAAAGAGCAAAAUUGUAGUAGAGACCUGCAUAAAGUAGAGCACAGCCAUCUAGAUGAAGAUAACAUAGGGGCAGUGGGUGGCAUUCACUUUGAUGUCUUGAGUCAAAAUGUACAGUUAGAACAAAAUGGCUCAAGUGACAUUUGUUAUGAUGCCAUGCAACAGUACAGUUUGAAUAUGGGACUUGAUACCUCUUUAUGCAAUGGCUUUCAUGUAGAUAAUACAGGGACAGAUACACUGCAACAGAGUAAAGAACUAGGUAUGUGUAAUUCUGACCAAUCCAUUGUAGCAAAUGGUGUAUGUAAUGCUUCUCAUGUUGAAGCAUUGAGUUCUUGCAACCCUAUUCCUGUAAUGAUACAACUUAAGGAUGAAAUACCUCUGCAUAGUUUGUCUAAUGGCACUGUUAAUCAUGUAUAUCUGCCACAUGACUGCAAUGAAGAACUGAUACAGAAGCAAAUGGAACAAGACAGACUUAGAAACAUAGAUGUUUUUUCUUUAAUUCCUCAUCGUACCUACAAUUUCCUUGCAAAUCACUUCUUAGCUGCACCAAAGGAAGACAAAGCAGUAGAUACAUCAGAUUUAGAAAUAACAGAAGAUCCUAUGGGUCUUCAGGGAAUAGAUUUAAUCACAGCAGCAUUGCUGUUUUGUCUUGGAGAUUCUCCUGGUGGUAGGGGAAUAUCCGAUAGUCGUGUUAUCGAUGGAUAUCGUGUUGAUUUUGGGACUCAGACAUUUUCUCUCCCCUCUGCAAUCCUGGCCACAAAUACAAUGGUAGGGGAAAUUGCUUCAGCCUCUGCCUGCGAUCAUGCAAAUCCACAGCUCUCAAAUCCAAGCCCUUUCCAGACUCUUGGCCUAGACUUGGUACUAGAAUGUGUGGCUAGAUACCAAACAAAGCGUUCAAUGUUUACAUUCGUUUGUGGACAAUUGUUUAGACGAAAUGAAUUCUCUUCACAUUUUAAGAAUGUACAUGGUGAUAUUCAUGCUGGCCUAAAUGGCUGGAUGGAACAGAGAUGUCCCCUGGCUUAUUAUGGAUGUACAUACUCUCAGCGCAGAUUCUGUCCUUCAACACAAGGGGCAAAGGUUAUUCAUGAUCGGCAUCUUAGGUCGUUUGGAGUUCAGCCUUGUAUAUCUACUGUGCUGACAGAGCCUGAUAAGAGAUGCUGUUUAGGACUUCGUAGUGACCAUCUGAGUAAUCUUCCUUUUGAGGUUCUACAACAUAUUGCAGGUUUUCUAGAUGGCUUUAGUUUAUGUCAGCUUUCACGAGUGUCACGGUUAAUGAGGGAUAUAUGUGGAAGCUUACUACAGGCACGUGGAAUGGUCAUACUGCUGUGGGAAAAGAGGAUGUAUCCAGAUGGAAGUUCUUCAUGGCAAAUAAAAGAAAAGGUGUGGCGAUUCAGCACAGCUUUUUGUACUGUAAACGAAUGGAAAUUUGCUGACAUUGUAAGCAUGGCUGACCACUUGAAGAAAUGCAGUUAUAAUGCCGUAGAAAGACGGGAGGAGGCUGUGCCACUGCCAUGUAUGUGUGUCACACGAGAACUUACAAAAGAAGGACGGUCAUUGCGCUCUGUUUUGAAACCCGUACUUUAAACACGAAGAAUUUACUCUAAUUGCACAUACACUCAAGCACCUGAUGUAACCUCUGUGUAAUACUUUGUGACACUUUAUUAAUUUACUAAAUACAAUUUCUUGGUAAAUUUACUCUGUCAUUAUGUACAUAAUGUUUUGAAGUGGCAUUUAUUUUUUAUAAUACUGUCUGGUUAGAAUUAAUAAAAGCUGCCUUAAUGUUUGAAACUAUGGAACUUGCUGGACAGGGUAGUUUAUAUAAAACUUGUAUCAUCUGUAAACUUUUCGUUACGGAUUUCUCUGACUUACAGUGUCCGUUUCUUUUUAUUGACUUCUAGAGGUCUGUACAUUCAGACAGGAACUCAGAUUGUGAUAGACAGGAAUCUGACCAAACAACAUAGGUAUUUGGUCUCUUGGCAAAUUAAAAUACCAGUUAAAAGCUGAAUGCUACUUAGCAUUUUGCAGUGCGUAACUUGAAGAAUCUUUUCAUUCUUUAAAGAUUGCUGUGCUCAUUUAAGCUGACUCAGUUUCUAGCUGCGAUUUAUAAAGGAUGGGUGCUUUUAGUGUUGAUGCAAAUGAAUAGGGGGCACAGUUUACAACUCUUUGAAGUUGGUAACAAAACUCAUGAUUUUAAUGGAGUGGAAUUGCAUAACUGAAUUCUGACUUGCAAAUUUGCUUCAAUUACACAUUUUGAUGGUCAGCAUAGGCUGCUGCUGCUAACAGUCUGAUGCACGGCUGGGUAGCUGUUGGCCCUCCAGAUGAUGUUGGACUCCAGUUCCCAUCAGACCUAUGGCUGAUGAUCAGGGAUGAUCGGAAUUGUAGUCCAGCAAAGGUUUCCUAGCCUUAGUCUAAUGGAACAAAAUGUAAUUUUAUUUCAAUCUUUAUUGUACACCUGGACUACCAUUUUGGGUUAAUAAAUUUUUGCUUUUAUUGGUUUAGAUUGAUAAAAGAUGAACUUGGAAAAAAAAUCCUGUUGCAAAUUAGCUAUUUGAGAUUAGAUUCAUACAUCUAAUUUUAGAUUCAUAUAUUCAACGAAGGGCUUGUUUUUGGUAUUGACAUAACACAUCUUAUUGUCAAUAUGUCUACAGUGUACUACAUGCUUCUAGGCUAUUUUAAAUCAUAUAGGACUCUGAUUCUGAGCACACUCUGAAGUUAAUUCCCCUGAAAUUUGGAAUUUGCUUCUAAGCAAAUGCUUUUAGGAUAGAGGUGUCAUGCCAUCUUUAUAAGAUGAGAACCCAUUCAUUGCACAGAGCAUAUCUUAAAUGCAUGUUCAUCUAUAUCAUAUUUUUCCAUAGUCUUCCAUAAUGAGGACAUUGUGUUGAAUGUUUACUGUAAUUGAGAAUGCCUUUAACUAUACUACCAUAACUCAGUUUUCAUACUUCAUACUGCUAGUUUGAACUUGGUGCGAUAGAGUAACAGACCAAUAUUGUAUUAAUGAAAUAGGGAAUUUCCAUUUUGAAAAGAUUGUUAUAGAAAUAGCUUCAUUUAGAAAGUUUAUAAUGAAAUCAUUUAAGUACUUGAUCCGAGUGUUCGUAUGUUCAGCAUACAUGAAUCCAGGCUGGAAAAUAAUUGCCUUUUUCAUAACGAGUUGCCCCAUUUAAAACAAAAACAAAACAAACUCAGCCUCAUUCUCUUGUGCCAUAUAGUGAAUAUAAUGUGAAUGCUUGCUCAGCAUAGCUGCUUUCUGUAAUGCCUGGAUCUUGGGAUCAGUUAACUACUCUCACAAAACUGCCUUUCCCUUUGAAGGGUCUGGAGGAGAAUUUUCCUUUAAUCCUGCAUAAUUUUUCUUCAAUUAAUAGAAGAAUAUUUUGAAUUGUAGUUAUUUGAAUAAUAGAGAAGAGGUCAUCGUUAUACUAGUUUUGUUAUUUGUAAAUUCAUGUAUGUUACCCUACAAUCAGGACAUCGCUAAUCCUCAGAUGUAGGAUAUAUUUUCUUCAGUUUGUGGGAAGUUGCUAUUCUAAAAAAAAAAAAGGAUGUCAACCAGAAAUAACCGAGAAUGUCCAUUCCACAGGUUUUAGAAGCUGCUUCUGUAUACACUAAUCUUUAAUCAUCUUACCAGUGUAUACUGUAGUAUAAAUUUGGUAUGGGUAGGGAUAUUUUAAAUACAGAGGUGGACAGAAAUAUGUCUUGGCCUCUUUAAGAGAAAUACUGUAACCACUGUAACCACAGAGGCCUUCUGAAAUAAGACUUUCUAGUUCCAAAAGUACAGUUGUACCUGUGGUGAAAAUUGGUUCAUCUUUUCACAUUUAGCAUUUUGAUCACUUCAUUCUCAAUACUAUGUGCACUUUUACUUUCAAUUCUAGAUACUGUGGGUUUUUUAAAAAGUUUAAUCCAGAGCUAUUAACACAUCAAUGCUGUAAAGAACUGUUUGGUACACUCUUCUGGGUUUAGGAAUACAGUGCAAAUCUAGUAUAUCAGUAUUCCAUACUGCUAUGCAGUUUUUAAACAAAACAGUGGUAUGUACUUUGUCAGUACUUGACUUUUUCUCCUGUACUAUACCUUGCAUUUUAAAUGUACAUCAGCUCUACCCUAGUACUUUGUUUCAGUUGGUUGUCUUUACUUCAUAUUCUCAGCAAUUCCUUUCUCUUACCAACUCAACACUACCACUUUAAAUGUUUUCAGUUAAUGCUGUUUUUUGCAAUGUCUGUCAUAAUCUUAAUAAAACAUAUUUGCCAUUUC
Messenger RNA from Rhineura floridana, 5614 nucleotides. Its product is annotated as F-box only protein 30-like. NCBI's taxonomy places the organism in Eukaryota, Metazoa, Chordata, Lepidosauria, Squamata, Rhineuridae. The transcript has 8 exons. The record is from RefSeq and is a predicted model, not a curated record. The coding region runs from base 623 to 2959 and encodes 778 amino acids. Gene Ontology annotation, molecular function: protein binding; zinc ion binding; ubiquitin protein ligase activity.